AUGGACAAGAAGGAGAAGAAAGCGGGCAAAGACAAGACUGCAAAGAAAGAGAAAAAGGAGAAGAAGGACAAGAAGGACAAGAAGGCGAAAAAGCUCAAAGAGCAACAGCAGGACGACCAAUUAUCCGAGGACUCGGAUGGCCCCAAGCAUGCAGCGAAGCUGCCAGUACAAGAAGAUGGGAACGAAGCCGAGGUUGACGGAGCAGACAAGGACAAGGAUAUGGAGGAAGAGCUGUUUGGAAGCGGCAGCGACAACGAGGAGCCAGCAAAGGCACCCUUGCCCGUGAAGCAGCCGCAGCAAGACAAGCAAAAAGACGCCACAGAGGAUCUCGUGGAUCAAGUGGAGAAAGAAGUCCGACGAGACAAGCAGAAGGCUUCUGGCAAAAAGGAAAAGAAAGAUAAGAAAGAAAAGAAAGACAAGAAGGAUAAGAAAGAUAAGAAGGAGAAAAAGGACAAGAAGCGCAAAGCAGCCGCUUUCCUCGAUGCACCUUCAAACAUUGUGCCACACGAAGAGGCAGAUGCUGGACACGCCAAGGCGAAUGCCGUCGAUGAGGAUGAAGACAUCUUCCAAAAGCUUGGGCUGGAGGGUGAUGUGGACGACCAAUUCUCGGAGGUCGCGCCUGGCAGUGUCGGGCAGCCGCCAGCACCGUCCCCAUUUCUGGUAGCUGGUGGUGGGUCGCCCUCGCGCUCGCAACGGGUGGGCCGCUCCCUGAGCCCGUCACCCGCUGGGCUCGGGGCACGCCGGCGCAAGUCAUCAGCCCGGCAGGCGGAGGAGGAGCCUGUGCCCGAGACUCUGACCAGCCAGUGGACACAAGUAUUGGAAGCAAUCAGACCGCGGAAAGGUCUUGUCAUCAAAGACGAGGAUGCCCAUGUGUUCGUGGAAGCCUUCGUCAAGAAGAUGGAGAGCAUUGCGGCUGAAGAUGUGCAGGAUUAUCUUGAGAAUAAGCCAAUGGUGAAGAAGCUGAGAAUGCUGCCGGAGGCGGUGGAGGUCAUGGAAAAAUUCCAGUUCUCUGAUGCCUUCAUCACCUACGGUGGAUGCAAAGUCUUGGCACUUUGGCUGCAGAAUCUUCCUAAUGGACAGCUGCCAUCUGUGCACCUUCGGUCCACUCUGCUGGCUUGCAUGGAGCGGCUACCCAUCACCAAAGAUGCGCUGCGAGACGCAGGGGAACCACGCUUAGGACAGAUUGUAGCAAGGCUCCAAAGUCAUCCAGAUGAGACUCCUCGGAACCGAAAGCGUGCACGUGGUUUAGUUCAAAAGUGGCUACGCCAAAUAAUGGUCCCAGAGGAAGUGGACAGCCUGGAGGGUUUCCUAGCAGAAGGUGAGAAGGUGGGAACGAUUCCUCGGCCGCCCCCGGAGACCGAGGAGAGCUUGGCAAUCCAGGAGGAAGAAAGCGCGAAGCGCCUUCAUCCCGCAAUUCCAGUGAUUCAAGGCAAGGAGUACGUCAUCCAGCCGAUCUCCACCGCUCAGCCCAUUGUUCGCGAAAAAAUGCCAAUGGACACCUACAAGGGCAAGCUCAACGAGGUCUUGAAAGUGAUGGCAAGGCCGAACAAGCGAUCAUGGAAGCCAUACACGGUGUCCGUUGCUGGCAGACAGCUCAACGCCGAGUGA
Molecule: messenger RNA, 1608 nt
Organism: Symbiodinium pilosum
Lineage: Eukaryota; Dinophyceae; Suessiales; Symbiodiniaceae
Source: the annotation of a GenBank genome assembly